Diabrotica balteata is the source of this 1167-nucleotide messenger RNA. The record is from the annotation of a GenBank genome assembly. NCBI's taxonomy places the organism in Eukaryota, Metazoa, Arthropoda, Insecta, Coleoptera, Chrysomelidae.
UGUGAAUGUACGUUUAGUCUAAAACUAUGGCUACGCAAAGAGACGCGGGCGCGUUUAAACCUGCCAUUCAAAGGCUUCCAACAACACCCCCACCCGAAACUCCACCGGCGACAAGUAGGUCCAUUCAGGUUGUAGACGAUUUACCCGUAAAGAAAUUUGUCGAGCGCAAACAUUUACGCACAGAUCAAUUUGAGUAUGAGCGGACAGGAGAUGAUCCUGGGUACAUAUUAAUAUUUAAUCAGGAGACAUUCGCGGAAUUAAAAACAAGAAGAGGAACUAAAAGAGAUGUUAACGAGCUAGUCAUAUGCUUACAGAGAUUAGGAUUUAAUAUUGAAAAGGAAAAUAUAUUGACAGAUCAGACAACUGAAGAAAUUAAACAAGUUUUAACGAAAGUUUCCAAUAUGGAUUUCACCCAUUAUAACUGCCUAAUACUGUUUUUCCUAUCGCAUGGCGAAGAACUAAACUUUUUAUUUACCAAGGAUGGCCAAAUAUUAACAAAAGAUAUCUGGUUGGCAUUUAAAGAUAGUAAAGGUCUCAACAAUAAGCCAAAAAUGUUUGUAUUUCAGGCUUGUAAGGGCGAAAACUUUACCACAGUUGGAAAUGAGCCACCGAAAUCAUCGGUUUUAACACCCUCUUCAACAUUCUCACCGGAUAUUCUAUAUAAUGAUCUCUUAAUCGUUCAUUCAUCUACAGAAGGUAACUGUGCAUUUAGAAAUACAUAUACUGGCUCAUGGUUCAUUCAAGAACUGUGCAAAAAUUUCAUAGCCUACGGGAGGAAAGAGGAGGUCAUAAGUUUGAUCAUUCGAGUCACAAAAUGUGUGUCGGGAAAUUACUAUAGUAACGGAACAUAUCCAGAUACUAAUAUUGAAUACUAUAACGCCAAACAAAUGCCGUUUUUUAUAUCCACAUUAAGAAAAAAGUUUUAUUUGAAUAGAAACAAGGAAAGAGAUGCAAUUUUAAGAAUAGCCGAAACUAAUGAAGAUAUACUUAAGAUUUUAGUACAGAUUAAAAGUCAAUUAGAUACUAUUUUUGCAAACGAACAAGAAAAGAAACCCAAGAAAUAACAUAAGUUCAAUUUAGUUUUUUAAAUUUUUUAUCUUUAUAAUUACGUAAGUAUACAUUAUACAUAUUAAAUUAUUUUUAACUUAAAAUAAAAUUAUACGUCAG